Homarus americanus (American lobster) is the source of this 837-nucleotide messenger RNA. RefSeq lists its product as uncharacterized. Lineage: Eukaryota; Metazoa; Arthropoda; Malacostraca; Decapoda; Nephropidae. The transcript has a single exon. The record is from RefSeq and is a predicted model, not a curated record. Bases 1 to 837 code for a protein of 278 amino acids.
AUGCCCAGCUGUCAGAGAGAUGCCCAACUGUCAAGAGAGAUCCCCAGCUGUCAGAGAGAUCCCAAGCUGUCAAGAGAUCCCAGAGAUCAGCUGUCAGAGAUCCCCAGCUGUCAGAGAGAUCCCCAGCUGUCAGAGAGCCAGCUCAGAGAGAUCCCAGCUGUCAGAGAUACCAGCUGUCAGAGAGAGAUGCUUAGCUGUCUGUCAGAGAGAUCCCCAGCUGUCAGAGAUCCCCAGAUCGAGAUAUGCCCAGCUGUCAGAGAGAGAUGCCCAGCUAGUCAGAGAGAUGCAACCUGUCUAGAUCAGCUGAGAGGCUGGCUAUCAGAGAGAUGCCCAGCUGUCAGAGAGAUCCCCGAGAGAGGCUGGCUGUCAGAGAGAUGCCCAGCUGUCAGAGAGAGAGCCCCCAGCUGUCUGAUCCCCAGCUGUCAGAGAGAUGCCCAGCCUGUAGAGGCCCCAGCUGUCAGGAGAGAUCUUGACUGUCAGAGAGUAGCUGUCAGAGAGAUGCCCAGCUGUCAGAGAGAGCCCCAGCUGUCAGAGAACUGUGUCAGAGAGAUCCCCAGCUGUCCCCAGCUGUCAGAGAGAGAUGCCCAGCUGUCAGAGAGCCCCAGCUGUCAGAGAGAUGCCCAGCUGUCAGAAGAGAUAUCAUCUGUCCCAGAUCCCCAGCUGUCAGAGAGAUCCCCAGCUGUCAGAGAGAGAUCCCCAGCUGUCAGAGAGAGGUCCCAACUGUCCCCAGCUGUCAGAGAUCCCCCAGCCAGAGAGAGAGAUGCCAGCCAGAGAUAUGCCCAGCUGUCAGAGAGAGAUGUAGCUGUCUGUCAGAGAGAUCCCAGCUGUCAGAGAUAG